CUUUCCUUCCUCCCACGAUGGCGGCGCCCAUCCGUGCCGUACAGCGUUGUAUGUUUUUGGGGGGGGUCCCCCUAGCCGUGGGGGGAGGGGCUCGGGUUAUUUUUACCCCAUCCCCGUUGGGGGAGGGGCUGUCCCGCCGCCCAAGAUGGCGGCGCCCAGGGCGCCCGCCCCCAAGAUGGCGGCGCCCAGUGGGAGGAGUCCGUACGGCGCGCCCCGCCCCCGGCCGCGGCCGAGCCGGGCAGGAGGAAGGAAGAGCGGCUCCCCGCACACAGCAGGCGCAAGAUGGCGGCUCCCAGGGCGGCGUGAAGGCGCCUGGCGUCCAGCAGCCGCUUCCCGCCCCGCUCCGGACAGCGAGAGGGGCCAUGGCAGCGGCCCCGGCCCCCGGCGGCCCCGCGCUCCUGCAGCCCCGCUGGAAGCGGGUGGUGGGCUGGUCGGGCCCCGUGCCCCGGCCCCGCCACGGGCACCGCGCCGUGGCCAUCAAGGAGCUGAUCGUCGUCUUCGGGGGCGGGAACGAGGGCAUCGUCGACGAGCUGCACGUCUACAACACAGCCACCAACCAGUGGUUCAUCCCGGCCGUGCGGGGCGACAUCCCUCCCGGCUGCGCCGCCUACGGCUUCGUGUGCGACGGCACCCGGCUGCUGGUCUUCGGGGGCAUGGUGGAGUACGGCAAGUACAGCAGCGACCUCUACGAGCUGCAGGCCAGCCGCUGGGAGUGGAAGAGACUCAAGGCCAAGACCCCCAAGAACGGGCCGCCCCCCUGCCCCCGCCUGGGCCACAGCUUCUCGCUUGUGGGCAACAAGUGCUACCUGUUUGGGGGGCUGGCAAACGACAGCGAGGACCCCAAGAACAACAUUCCCAGGUACCUGAAUGACCUGUACAUCCUGGAGCUGCGCCCAGGCUCCGGCGUGGUGGCCUGGGACAUCCCCAUCACGUACGGGGUGCUGCCCCCGCCCCGCGAGUCCCACACCGCCGUGGUGUACACCGAGCGGGACAACAAGAAAUCCAAACUCGUCAUCUACGGGGGCAUGAGCGGCUGCCGCCUCGGCGACCUCUGGACGCUGGACAUCGAGACCCUGACGUGGAACAAGCCCAGCCUGAGCGGCGUGGCGCCCCUCCCCCGCAGCCUGCACUCCGCCACCACCAUUGGCAACAAGAUGUACGUCUUCGGGGGCUGGGUGCCCCUCGUCAUGGACGACGUCAAAGUGGCCACGCACGAGAAGGAGUGGAAGUGCACCAACACGCUGGCCUGCCUCAACCUGGACUCCAUGGCCUGGGAGCCGAUCCUCAUGGACACGCUGGAGGACAACAUCCCGCGGGCGCGGGCGGGGCACUGCGCCGUCUCCAUCAACACCCGCCUCUACAUCUGGAGCGGGCGCGACGGCUACCGCAAGGCCUGGAACAACCAGGUGUGCUGCAAGGACCUCUGGUACCUGGAGACGG
Molecule: messenger RNA, 1440 nt
Organism: Mauremys mutica (yellowpond turtle)
Lineage: Eukaryota; Metazoa; Chordata; Testudines; Geoemydidae
Product: host cell factor 1-like
Exons: 8
Biological process (GO): regulation of DNA-templated transcription; chromatin remodeling
Cellular component (GO): histone methyltransferase complex
Molecular function (GO): transcription coactivator activity; protein binding
Source: RefSeq, a predicted model, not a curated record